AUGCUGAUUAUCGGUCUCACCGGCUCAAUAGCGACGGGCAAGUCGACCGUAUCAAAUAUUCUCUCUACGCCACCUUACUCCCUCCCAAUUAUCGAUGCGGACGUUCUCGCCCGCAAAGUAGUCGAACCCGGCACUGCAGGCUACAAAGCAAUCGUCAACUACUUCGGUCCCACCACACCAGACCUCUUAUUGGAAGAUGCGCCUGCAAACCCGAAUGGCAAACCACUGAAUCGCCCAGCCUUGGGCCGGCGCGUCUUCGGCAGCACAGAAGAACGCAAACGCGACCGGCAAGUCCUGAAUGGCAUUGUCCACCCCGCCGUGCGGUGGGAAAUCUACAAAUCCUUAAUUUACCAUUACCUACGCGGCCAGUGGGCCGUCGUUCUGGAUGUACCGCUUCUAUUCGAGAGCGGAAUGGACCUCAUCUGCGGAACGGUGAUCGUGGUGGGUGUACACGACCCGGAGAUCCAGAUGGCGCGUCUGCGGGCGCGCGAUGCGCAUCUUACAGCUGAGGAUGCAGAGAAUCGCGUGCGCAGCCAGGGGGAUGUGCGAACGAAAGCGACGCAGGCGGAGUUCCGAGGCACUACGACGGCGCGCGGGGUAGUUGUUUGGAACGAUGCUGACAAGUCACAGCUGGAGGUUGCUGUGAAGGGGGCUAUGGCGAGUAUUGCGGCAUCGAGUCCGAGAUGGUGGGCAUGGGCGUUGCUGGUUGCGCCGCCGGUCGGGGUCGGAGUUGCAGCUUGGAAUUUGGUUGCGAAUUUCGCGACACAGAAGGGAUGGGAGAAGAAGAAGCAGGAGGAGAAGUCAAAGCUUUGA
Messenger RNA from Penicillium paradoxum, 813 nucleotides. Its product is annotated as putative dephospho-CoA kinase. NCBI's taxonomy places the organism in Eukaryota, Fungi, Ascomycota, Eurotiomycetes, Eurotiales, Aspergillaceae. Gene Ontology annotation, molecular function: dephospho-CoA kinase activity; ATP binding. Bases 1 to 813 code for a protein of 270 amino acids. The record is from RefSeq and is a predicted model, not a curated record. Gene Ontology annotation, biological process: coenzyme A biosynthetic process. The transcript has a single exon.